AGAAAAGUGAUGAUCAGUUGGAAUACGUGGAUUAAAACGGACAAAUAUUCCCUUCACUUCACAAUCAGCCCUAGAAGACGCAACCAAGCCCUCAAACGCCUACCAUGCGUGUUCACUACAUUGUGGUGCUGCUUGGUGCCCUAGCUACAUCAGUAUCUGCUGACGUAUCGAGGACGGAUUCCAAGAUAGCCGCACCACGUUACGCCCGUUCGCUCCCUACUGACCGUACCGUUGUGAGAGGUUUGAGAUCCAACAAGCCUCGUCAUGACAGCGAAGAGAGAGGCAUAUUCGACGGUGCCCUCGCUUACGUCGAUGAUUUCGUCAAGAACUUGCUGAAGGAAAGAACCGGUUGGGACCUCAUCGAUGAUUUGACAGAGAACGUGAACCUAAGCCCAAAGAUCAGCGAGAUGCUGAAGAAAAACACACCAGUGGACGAAGCUUUUAAGGCCCUGGAAGUGGAAAAAGUGGCGGGUAUUGAUAACCUCUUGGAAAGCCAGCAGUGGAAGGAGUGGGCCGUAUUCGUCAUCAAACGCAGCAAGGACACCCCAGACGAAGCACUUUCUUCGGCAAUGUCAAUUCAAUUUGGCCUCGAUAGAGUAUCCUCGAUUCUAGCUAACGCGGGGAAGAACCCCAAAACCAAAGCGAUCGCUGAGAAGCUGGAGGAGGCGCAACUUAAACGUUGGCUCAGUCUUGGAUCAGAUCCGGACAAGAUCUUCGAGGCGCUGAAGCUCAACACGAAGUUUGACAGUUUUUUUGACAGCCCGCAAUUCGCUACUUGGACCAGCUUCCUGAAGGCGUUCAAUGCGAAAAACAGCAACAAGAAAGAAAUCACUGGACUGGAUGUCCUGUUACAGUAUUAUAAAGAGGACAGCUUGACCAAACUGAUCGUCUCUGCUGACAAUGUCAACAGCCCCAGAGCUCAACAAUAUCUGGACGAGUUGUUGUUGAGGUGGCGCGAUCAACCACUUCACCCGCAGCACGUCUUCACCAUGAUGAAGCUUGAUGAGGCUGGAGAUGCCCUGCUCACCAACCCACUGUUGAGCAGGUGGGUAAAAUACAUGGAAGACUUUAAUGAGAAGUAUCCGCUCGCUAAGACCAGCAUGAUCCAGACAUUCACCAAAAACUAUGGAGACGAAAAGGUGGCGACGAUGCUUCAAGCGGCAGCGAAGGCGUCAGAUGCAGACACAGCAAAGAUCGCCAGUACGUUACAGGAAGCUCAGUUCAAGAAUUGGAUGGUCCUUGGGCUGACCCCAGACGAAGUAUACAACACCGUUCUGAAGAUCACGUCUACCAGUAGUCCGAAGGCUGAUAUUUGGCGCGCCUACUACAAUGCUUACGAGAAGGAAUUCCCAGGGAAGCUCUUUUCAUUUAACCCGUAGAAGAGAAGUGCAUGGAUGGUGCUUUGUCAACACGUCACACUUAUUUUCACCACCUUGACUUCAAGUAUUCAUUGGUGUACUGCUGAGCCACGAAAUUGCGCGGCGGUGACUCCUGUCGAUUUACUGAGGGUAUACCAUGCUGAGUUCGUGCCAAGAAUUUCGUGGGCUCCUCGGCUAUUGACUCUUAUAAACAAGAGUGCUGCUAGAGAAGAUCAAAAGAGAUGGAAGGUCAGCUUCGGAUAUUUCGGCUUAAUUUCUCUGGCUGAAAUGCAUAGAAUAUGACUUCAAACUGUAAAAAACUGGAAUGCCUAUUUUAAUCUGCGGCGACAUUGAUAUAAUCCUUCUGGAAACCGCUCUAUCUAGGUUUUAAAAGAGACC
Molecule: messenger RNA, 1757 nt
Organism: Phytophthora nicotianae INRA-310
Lineage: Eukaryota; Oomycota; Peronosporomycetes; Peronosporales; Peronosporaceae
Exons: 1
Coding region: 105-1379 (424 amino acids)
Source: RefSeq, a predicted model, not a curated record